AUGACGAACGAAGCAGACGGCGCCAGUCAAACAAGUGACCACCAGCCCUCCGCGAACAUCUCCAACCAAGGGACUCAAAGCCACCACAAUCCUCCUCUCGAUCGCGCAAUUAACAAUUCUCAGGCAACACGUGGUCAGCCUGAAAACGAAGUAACAAAGCAUCAGCCGCCUGCGAGCAUCUUAGCACCCAGCACUGCUUUCUUGCCUACCUCUGAAGGACCUACCCAAGCAGACUCGCGCACAGCAGCCUACGGCAACUACAUCGACAACACCUCAACCAAUCCAGCAAACAAGAUGGCCGACUCUGCUGAGCCCAACGGCAGUCCCAGCCAGCCAGGUGGUGCUGAGCCUCCGGCUCCCCCGACCUCAGAACACCUGAACAUCAAGGUGACCGACAACAACAACGAGGUCUUCUUUAAGAUCAAGCGAAGCACCAAGCUGGAGAAAUUGAUGACUGCUUUCUGUGAGCGCCAGGGCAAGUCGCUCUCGUCGGUGCGUUUCUUGUUCGAGGGUCAGCGCGUUCAGCCCCAGGACACUCCGGAUACUCUCGAAAUGCAAGACGGAGAUACUCUUGAAGUACACCAGGAGCAAGUCGGUGGCUUCUGCUGA
Thermochaetoides thermophila DSM 1495 is the source of this 609-nucleotide messenger RNA. Its product is annotated as ubiquitin-like protein. The transcript is spliced from 3 exons. The record is from RefSeq and is a predicted model, not a curated record. Gene Ontology annotation, biological process: protein sumoylation. Lineage: Eukaryota; Fungi; Ascomycota; Sordariomycetes; Sordariales; Chaetomiaceae. Gene Ontology annotation, cellular component: nucleus; septin ring. Gene Ontology annotation, molecular function: ubiquitin-like protein ligase binding; protein tag activity. Bases 1 to 609 code for a protein of 202 amino acids.